UACUCCCAUUUCUCUCUGACUAUGCGUCGUCGCCUCCGCUGCCCCAGUCUGCUGCUGCGGCGCAUCCACAGCGGAGCCACCGAGCCGGGGAGGAGGACCGACCGUAGCUACACCUCGGCCAGCGGUGCUGGGUUCUAGUGCCGGUGGAGGGGGGCGGGUGGGGGCAGCGCACUGCUCUUCUUGCCCUCGCUAAACGCAGCGCAGCCCGGAGCGGUGAAGACCCCACCGUCUCGGCUCGUCCUGGAAUAGUUUUUUUUUUUUUUUUUUUUUUUUUCUGCCAGACGCAAGUUGCAGCUGCAGAGGCGCACUACUCUCCGCUGGCUCCCUUUGCGCUCACAAUCCGACAUGGAAGAUGGUCCGUCUUCAACAAGCUGUUUCAGAAGGUUAACGGACUGUUUCCUGGGUUCAAGCUUGACGGAUGACAAAGUGAAGGCCUACCUCUCGCUGCACCCGCAGAUGCUGGACGACUUUGUUUCGGAGAGCGUGAGUGCCGAGACGUUGGAUCGAUGGCUGAAGAGGAAGACCGGCGGCAAGGCUGCAGAUGACACGUCGCCUAAAGAAGUCAGUCGGUACCAGGACACAAAUAUGCAGGGCGUGGUGUACGAACUGAACAGCUACAUGGAGCAGCGCCUGGACACUGGAGGAGACAACAAGCUCCUGCUCUACGAGCUGUGCAACAUCGUCAAAACAGCAACAAAAGCUGAUGGAUUUGCACUUUACUUCCUGGGAGAAUGCAACAAUAGUCUAUGUUUGUUCACUCCAACGGGGGCCAAGGAUGGCCCUCCAAGCCUCAUCCCCUCUGGCCCCAUAGCAUUUGGGACAACCAUCGCCGCUCACGUUGCCAAGACUCGCAAAACACUGCUAGUAGAGGACAUCAUGGGGGACGAGCGCUUCCCCGACGGCACAGGGCAGGACUCAGGGAUCCACUCUGUCCUGUGCCUCCCCAUCGUCACUGCCAUCGGGGACCUCAUCGCCAUCCUGGAGCUGCAUCGGCGCUGGGGCCGGGAGCCCUUCAACCUCAGCCACCAGGAGGUUGCUACAGCUAAUUUAGCGUGGGCAUCGGUUGCCAUUCAUCAAGUACAGGUGUGCAGAGGCCUUGCCAAACAGACUGAGCUCAAUGACUUCCUACUCGAUGUGUCAAAAACAUACUUUGAUAACAUUGUGGCAAUAGAUUCUCUACUUGAACAUAUUAUGAUAUAUGCAAAAAACCUGGUGAACGCAGACAGGUGCGCCCUCUUCCAGGUAGAUCACAGCAACAAAGAACUGUACUCUGACCUGUUCGAUAUCGGGGAGGUCAAAGAAGGCAAACCUGUCUUUAGGAAAACCAAAGAAAUACGGUUUUCUAUAGACAAGGGAAUAGCUGGCCAAGUGGCUCAGACAGGGGAAGUCUUAAAUAUCCCAGAUGCCUAUGCAGACCCACGGUUCAACCGAGAGGUGGACCUCAAAACCGGAUACACCACGCGGAACAUCCUGUGCAUGCCCAUUGUGAGCAGGGGGACCGUCAUAGGUGUGGUGCAGAUGGUGAACAAGCUGAGCGGAAGUGCCUUCACUAAAACAGACGAGAACAACUUUAAGAUGUUUGCUGUCUUUUGUGCUCUGGCCUUACACUGUGCAAACAUGUACCACAGGAUCCGGCAGUCCGAAUGCAUUUACAGAGUAACCAUGGAGAAACUGUCGUAUCACAGCAUCUGCACGUCGGAAGAGUGGAAGACCCUCACCCAGCUCAACCUCCCCACGCCCAUUUAUAAAGAGAUUGAAAUGUUCCACUUUGACAUCAGCCCCUUCGAGGAGAUCUGGCCGGCCGUCUUCAUCUACAUGGUUCACAACUCCUGCGGAAAGACCAGCUUCGAGCUGGAGAAGCUGUGCCGCUUCACCAUGUCGGUGCGGAAGAACUACCGGCGCGUGCCCUACCACAACUGGAAGCACGCCGUGACGGUGGCACACUGUAUGUACGCCAUCCUUCAGAAAACCUCUGGGAUGUUCACAGAGCUAGAGAAGAAGGGUCUGUUGAUAGCCUGCCUGUGCCACGAUCUGGACCACCGGGGCUACACCAACUCCUACCUGCAGAAGUUUGACCAUCCGCUCGCUGCUCUGUACUCUACCUCCACCAUGGAGCAACACCACUUCUCUCAGACCGUCUCCAUCCUGCAGCUGGAAGGGCACAAUAUUUUCUCCAACCUGAAUUCCAGCGAAUACGAGCAGGUGCUGGAGAUCAUCAGGAAGGCCAUCAUCGCCACGGACCUGGCGCUCUACUUCAACAACCACCAGCAGCUGACGGAGCUGCUGUCCUCGCGCGCGCUGGACUUGAACAACCACUCGCACAGGGACCGUGUGAUCGGUCUGAUGAUGACAGCAUGUGACCUGUGUUCCGUUACCAAGCAAUGGCAAAUCACACGACUCACCGCCAACGAUAUCUAUGCCGAGUUUUGGGCCGAGGGAGAUGAGAUGAAGAAGAUUGGGAUGCAGCCGAUCCCUAUGAUGGACCGAGACAAGAAGGAUGAGGUUCCCCAGGGCCAAGUGGGAUUUUACAACGCUGUGGCUGUUCCAUGUUACACGACACUAGCAGAGCUUCUCCCACCAUCCAGUCCUCUUCUAAGAGCCUGCAAAGACAACCUGAGCCAGUGGGAGAAGAUAGCGCGGGGGGAGGUGGAGGAUGUCGUGCCCAGCCGACCCUGUGAUUCAGGCCCCGUCAAGGUGGACAACUGACUACCAAAGGGGGCUGCCGGCCCACCAAAGCAACACGACCCGAAUCCUGCCACGGACCUGCAGCGCUUACGGUGGAAGAACCCGCAUCCCGGGCUGGAUCAGCAGAGGGAGAUUCCAUUUUCACACACACAGUUACCUCAUGGGGUGACGGAGGUGUCGACACUGACGGUUUCGCCGGUCCCAGAGACUGACAGGCAGUGGAGGGGGAGGGACUUCAACCCAUCGCCCUGCGACCACUCAGCGUGGGAUUCGAUUCAGUAGAACGGACUCAUGCCUUUUUGGUUGUGAUAGUUUGGCUCUUUUCUGUUAUUUUAUGAUUUUUUUUUAAAUUGAGCUGAUUAUUUUACGGCCUUGUAUUUGCAGAGGCCUUACUCUGAACCUUUCAAAGGCUAGGAUAUAUGAAAUCUUGUCGCUGGUUCAGGCUCGUAUGAAACGGUACUGUUUGCCUUCUGUGGUAGAUUCAGCGAGGCGUCCGCAGGGACAGGAGGAAUGUGUAGAGCAGGUUCACGGCAAUGGCGCCUCCUCGAGAAGGUGGACGUUAGAAUGUUUUUUAUUACUUUGUAAGCAAAAAUCCUUUGCAGUACUUGAAUAAAGACAAGCAGCCUACUCUACGUGGAGCGCGCAGAGACGCCCCGCGGCGUUGUCUGCAGGACACGGGACGAACUGUGACAAACCCAGUUAGAUAACGCCGACUGUUGAGAACACGAGACGGUCACAUUGUUUCCCCCUGUACUGGAGCCCACAGCACUGCCCUCGUCCACACCCUGACAUUUGGGAGCCCGCUGCGACGUAAAUCCGCCUCCUUCUGACUAACGAGCGCCGACCGCGGGCCGUCACACGAGCAGUGGCUCCGAUCGUUCGCUGCGAGUCCACGUGCUAUUAAGCUUCCACUGUCACAGAGCCUUUCAUGCCACUGUCAUAAAUUAUUUUACACAACAAUCUGGUUGCUCUCAUUAAUCAGUAAUCACUUCUGCAACUAUAAAUAAAACAGUAAAAUGAGGAUAGCACAGAGAUUGCAUUAUGAACACAAUCCCUCGUACCAACUCCCUGAUUAAUAACACGUGCUUCAAACACAUAAGCCUUUAUGGACUCAUCCCCUUUUAAAAUAGCUGGCUGUGCUAUCCUGUAUCACUAUGUUCAGCCAUACUGUGACUCAUCACUAGCACUCAACAAUUAUCAGCUGUUUUCUCGUAAUGUCAAGCCCGUCGCGCUAGCGUGCAUCAGACGUCCAUCUCUGGCAUCGCGGCUCCAGAGUGUUGGUUGACUUCUUGCAGGCGCCUAAAAGAAGCUCCCCUCGUAUCCGCGACGUGCCCGAGGAACUCGCCCGCUCUCCAGCAUCAUGCAAAGGGGGUGGGGGGUGGGGGGGUCGCUUGGACGCGAAAUCAAAUGAGUUUCCAAGAUCUUCCAGCGGACAAAUAUUUGUCUGAACCUGUCAUUCCAGUCGUCCCUCCAAGACUAGAGUCAUAGCCCGAAAGAUUUGUUUUUCUAACUGGUACUGCGCUCCUGCUCCCAACGGUGUGAAUGAACAUUGUGACGAAUGUUUUGUUGAUUGCAGGUCCUCAGUGGUAGCAUGUGGUUUAGCGCACCGUCAGUUUCCAUGAUGAGCUCUGUCUUAUGUUUCAAAAUCGCUUCCAGUAAGCUUCAACCAAGAGCAACAAUAAGCAUGCACCUAAACUGAAGUUUCUAUAUACGUUUGCAUAUGUUCGGUGUAUACUGUGUGCAAUCUAGGAGUUUGUGCAGACUGACAUGUGUGCUCUGAUGGUGCUAAACUGAAUGGGAGUUGUGCACUUUGACUGACACUGUGUGUAUGUGUGAGACAGAGCGCGGGCGUGUGUGUGUGUGUGUGUGUGUGCGUGUGUGUGUGCGUGCGUGCGUGCGUGCGUGAGGGAGAGGAAGCUUUUGACUUUCACCACUCCAGCCCCACCUGAGUACGUGGUUAAGUCCAUAGCACUGUCCUUUCUACUUUUCAGCACCAGUUAUAUCCCUGUGUCUGCACUAUGAUUAGCUUAUGAUCUUCGUCAUCAGUACUAUUAUUGAUGAUGAUGAUUAUUAUUAUUAUUGCUAUUGUUAUUUUCUUAGAUUUAAAUUUAAAUUAACUUAUAUUUUUUAUACAAAGAAAUAAUGUUGGCCUUUUUGUUUUGUACAAAGUAAACAUUAAGAUGAAGCAGUCUAGACAUAUUACUGUUACCCAGAAUAAUGGAGGAAUGUCUCUGUAAAUAUAAAAGAAGUAGCCCAAAUUACUUUUAUUAAAUACCUGAGAAAAUACACCUGUGUAGUUCUGAUUUCAUGCUUGAAUGUAUUCUUAUUUUUUAUUGUGCUGUCUACUGCACAUGCAGAUUCUACACCGUCCAUUUAAAUCUUAAAAUGACCACAAAGACAAUCUCCAAACUUAAUAUUAAUGUUUAUGUAACAUUAUUGUUAGGAAUCCAUCCAUCAAGUCAAUUUGUAUCUUCAACACAUUAUUUUAAUUGCAUUUUAUCUAAUUUGUUUAGUGUGUGUCCAAUCUGACUUUACUGUAUAUGUUGAAGCAGACUUCUAUUACAAACUACUUCAGUG
Molecule: messenger RNA, 5262 nt
Organism: Betta splendens (Siamese fighting fish)
Lineage: Eukaryota; Metazoa; Chordata; Actinopteri; Anabantiformes; Osphronemidae
Gene: pde10a
Product: phosphodiesterase 10A
Exons: 22
Coding region: 346-2706 (786 amino acids)
Biological process (GO): signal transduction; negative regulation of receptor guanylyl cyclase signaling pathway
Molecular function (GO): 3',5'-cGMP-stimulated cyclic-nucleotide phosphodiesterase activity; protein binding
Source: RefSeq, a predicted model, not a curated record